Messenger RNA from Magnolia sinica, 1941 nucleotides. RefSeq lists its product as uncharacterized. Gene Ontology annotation, molecular function: methyltransferase activity. The transcript is spliced from 10 exons. The coding region runs from base 131 to 1180 and encodes 349 amino acids. Lineage: Eukaryota; Viridiplantae; Streptophyta; Magnoliopsida; Magnoliales; Magnoliaceae. The record is from RefSeq and is a predicted model, not a curated record.
GAGUUUGUACGAUUUCGGAGCGCCUUCGUAUCAACCUUCAAACCCGGCCAGAGUAUCAAAUAACCCCCCAUCCCCCCAAGAGGAAGAAGAACGCCCCGCCCGCAUUAGGCCUUUUGUUCGAUAGAACAUCAUGCUCCGUCUGCCUCAGACGCUUUUCCUUCCUUCUCUCCCCGCCCUUGCAUUCGCCGCUCGAGCAGCAUCAUCAUCAACGUCGUCUCUAAGCUUUCUUCAUCGACGCUUCUCUUCUUCGCGCUCGUGCAAAGCCGGAGAAACCUCAGACCCUACCUCUGAUGAAUCUUCAAAAUCCGGUCCUUUGAGAUCUGGUUUGUAUCUUGUAGCCACACCAAUCGGCAAUCUUGAAGACAUCACCUUGCGUGCAUUGCGCAUCUUAAGAUCAGCAGAUGUGAUACUUUCAGAAGAUACAAGACAUUCAGGGAAGUUGCUGCAGCACUACAAUAUAAAGACUCCCCUCCUGAGUUACCACAAAUUCAAUGAAUCUCAACGUGAAACAACUAUCCUUAAGAGGCUGCAACAAGGUGGUGUCAUUGCCUUGAUCAGCGAUGCAGGGACACCAGGCAUCAGUGACCCUGGCAUGGAACUGGCAAAGUUAUGUGUAAAUGAGAACAUUCCCGUUGUUCCUAUCCCUGGGCCAUCUGCUUUGGUGGCUGCUCUUUCUGCCUCAGGGUUAUCAACUGAUGAGUUCAAAUUUGUUGGAUUUCUUUCUAAAAAUGCGGGAACAAGAAGACAACAAAUGAUGGUUUCUGCUAAUGAUAGUGCAACACAAAUAUUCUUUGUUCCUCCACAUAAGCUCCUACAGUUCCUUGAAGAAGCUUCCCCAAUCUUUUGUGACUCAAGGCAAUGUGUCAUUGCUCGCGAGAUGACAAAACUUCAUGAACAGUUUUGGCGGGGGACUUUGGGGGAAGCAAAAGAAGCAUUUUCAAAUCAGCAGCCAAAGGGAGAGAUCACACUCUUAAUAGAAGGAAAAGAAAAUUCUGUUGAUGAAGUUCCAUCGGAAACUCAACUUGAGCAUGAUUUGAGAGAUUUAAUCUCCAAUGGUCAGAGUCUCUCCAUGGCAGUGAAGUUGGUGUCUGAAGGAACAUCUGUCAAAAGAAAAGCAGUUUAUGCACUUGCGUUGAGGAUGUUUGGAAAGCAAAUCGAGGCUGAGGAUUCUUCAAGUUAGGCUAAUCGACUUGCUAGUAAAGCUGCAGGAAGCUUUGAAGGUGAAGCUGGGGCUGAUGUAGGUAUAGUGGUGGGAAGACUGUUUGGAAAUGUUAGAAAGUGCUAAUGCCAAGCUGGAGCGGGAGAGCGAAUAUGAAGCUGGAGCAGAUGGGGUAUUAAGGUAUUAGCUUUGCUAAGCGCAUAUGCAUGUGCAAUAAAGCUCAUGUACAUGCCACACGUGCUAGCAUGGCACAUAGGUGCAAGCAAUCCACCCAUCUGGUUGGUCCAACCAUGUACAUUUUUUCCCAAGAACAAUCCUGGUCCACUAGGUUCUUUUUCAAUCCUGGAACAUGAUACGCAUUCUGCAAGACUUUUGAACUCCCUUUCAUGGGUGAGAUUGCGAGGUCACCCACGUGCUUCAUGGUAGGGGUGCACAUCGAACCGGUAGAACCGUGGAACCGGACCAGAACCGACCAAAUGGUCCGGUUUGGUCCGGUUCUAGAGUGCACCGGUUCCGGUUCCAAAAAUCAAAGAACCGAUUACAUCGGUUCGGUUCUUGGUUUGGAGGUAGGUAGAACUAAACCGAACUGAACCGAACCUGGAACCGAACUUGGAACCGAACUUGGAACCGAACCAGGAACCCUUUGAUUGUUUCCAUAUUUGAUUCAUGAUUUAUGGUUUACAAUGCACCAUUUGAUUGUUUCCAUAAAUGUAUUUUAGCACACCUUGUACAGUAUCUAAACCAUUCAUCAAAUGGAUCACAACACGAAUGAACAUGGGCAA